Molecule: messenger RNA, 726 nt
Organism: Protopolystoma xenopodis
Lineage: Eukaryota; Metazoa; Platyhelminthes; Monogenea; Polystomatidea; Polystomatidae
Source: the annotation of a GenBank genome assembly
AUGCCCUUCAUCGGCCCAAGAAAAUUACGCCGUUCUUCACCUGCUAAUUCACUCUCUUCUAAAGCCCCAAAGAUAAAUCUUCACCCAUGGCGAUCAACUUUACGCUGUCGAAGACACUGUCCUCCGUCCGAUUCGGUCCCAUUGCCGCCUCUUGUGCCGCGUCUGGUGGCGCUACUUUCUCUUAACCCUUUGUACAUGGCCAAGAACACCGGAAUAGCCCUCCUUGUUUCACUCAUCUCUUGCCUCCUGCGCUCCCUCGAUUUAUCUGAGUUCGAAAACAUCAGCAUGACGGAUAUGGAGCAACUAAUACUUGAACCUCUACCUGGAACCGAUCAGACGAACCCCUGCGAUUUCCAGAAGUCUGAGUCCAUCAGAGUGCCUUCAACUCCACUUUCGACGGCCACUGGCCAAGGAUUUGACUUAAAUCUGGAGAUACGGCUUGGAAAUCCAUUUCGUCUUUACCUUCGGCCAUUGGCCACUGCAUCUGCCGAGACAGUACGCCUCCUCUUAGACAGACCUAAUCGUCUGCUGAGUCAGUUGCUUUCCGUUGGCUGGUUAGGGCCGGCCUCACAGGAAGCGAUCGGAGACAUACUUAGGGUAGGUUGUGUAGUUAUUACGGCGGACAAGUGUGAUAGGGAGUUGGUCACAUUAGAAAAUAAACCUACUUAUUUAAGAAGUUCGUUGACCUCGUUGUCGCAACUUGGUCUUGUUGUCAGAGCGACGUAG